UCAAAUGUGUCCUUAAACCAAUACUCCCAUAGGAUCCCCAACACAUCAAAGAAAGGUUAUCAUUAUCCCUUUCUUCUAUCUCAAAAAAUAAAUCUUAAUUUCAUAUAGUAAAGUUUCAUCAUUUCAUUCACAUUCACCCGUGAACCCACUCAUAAAAAAAUCUCUGACUCCUAACUCCUUUUGAGUGGAAAAGAAACAAAACAUUUCAUAAAUUCACUUUUCAUCUCUCAUUCCACAUUCAACGGUCCAGAUUCACUCUCCCUACCCUUAAUAAGGGUCCCUUAUAACUCCUAUUUCAAACACAUUUUCUCUCUAAAUCUUAAAAUCACAAAAUGAAAUCUCUAAAUUUUCUUCUAUUUUCACUCAUCAUAGUUUCAUCAACAACACUACUAAAAUUUUCAGAAUCAAAAACCCAUUGGGAAGACAUAAAAGCUCUAAAACAAUUCAAACAAAACAUAAACCCUGAUUCAGUGAAACCAGGUUCAUGCGUGAACACAUGGAACUUCACCUUCGACCCAUGUGAAAAUCUCUUUAGCGACAAAUUUACCUGCGGAUUCAGAUGUGACAUCACCGUUUCAAAACUCAGUCGAGUCACCGAACUCACUCUCGAUCAAGCUGGUUACACCGGUUCACUCACUUCCCUCAAUCUUCCUUACCUCGAAAUUCUCGAACUUUCAAACAACUACUUCACCGGUUCAAUUCCCGAUUCUCUUUCAUACUUAACUCGCCUGAGUCGACUCAGUCUAUCAUCUAACUCGUUCACCGGAGAAAUACCAUCUUCCAUUGGAUCUUCACUUUCAAAUCUUCAAGAACUUUAUCUCGAUAACAACAAUCUUCAAGGAACGAUUCCUUCAACUUUCAACAAUCUUAAAAGCUUAACAAAACUCGAACUUCAAGAAAACAACCUCACCGGAAAAUUUCCCGAUUUGGGUUCUCUGCAAAAUCUCUACUACAUAGAUCUCAGUAACAAUGAAUUCUCCGGUGACCCAUUUGAAUUUACGGUGACAUUACCGGUUUCUUUAGUUCAGAUUUCAAUGAGGAACAAUAAAUUAACCGGUUUAAGCUCUGAAAGCUUCAAGAAUUUGAAUUAUUUACAAGUUAUUGAUUUCAGUUCAAACAAAAUCAAUGGCAAUGUUCCUUCUAUAUUCUUUCAGCUUCCAUCGUUACAACAACUAACACUUUCAUUCAACGAGUUUUCAUCCAUUGAAGCUCCUUCAUUUGGAACAGAGUCACUUCAAAACGAGCUUAUAGCAGUUGAUAUAAGCAAUAAUCAGCUUCAAGGUUUUUUACCAUCUUUUUUAGCUUUUUUACCAAAGUUAUCUUCUUUAUCUUUGGAGAAUAACCGGUUCACUGGUUUAAUACCGGUUCAGUUUGCAUUAAAAACAGUUUUUCCAGAAACUGGUAUUGCUCCAUUUGGGAGACUUUUAUUGGGGGGAAAUUAUUUGAUUGGUGGAAUACCUCGUCCUUUGCUUGUUCUUAAACAAGAUUCUGCUAAUGUUAGUUUAGUUGAUAAUUGUUUGUUUAGGUGUCCUCAUGUUUUCUUUUUUUGUCAAGGUGGAACACAGAAAUCUUCUGAUGAAUGUAGUAAUGUAAUUAUUCCUUAGAUUAUGAUGGUGAUGUACAUUAUUGUUAGAUAUUGUAGGAGUUUAGUUUUCUACAAUAUCUAACAAUUAUGAUGGUGGUUUUUAAUUAAUUUCAUACAUGUACAUUUUGGUUUGAUUUCUACUAUGUUGUUUGUGCUAAUCAAUUAGUAUUAUUUUGUUAA
Molecule: messenger RNA, 1765 nt
Organism: Trifolium pratense (red clover)
Lineage: Eukaryota; Viridiplantae; Streptophyta; Magnoliopsida; Fabales; Fabaceae
Product: LRR receptor-like serine/threonine-protein kinase FLS2
Exons: 1
Coding region: 333-1604 (423 amino acids)
Molecular function (GO): protein binding
Source: RefSeq, a predicted model, not a curated record